AUGGCGUCUCGCAAGGAAAUCAUCAACAAGAUCUACAAGAUCGUCCCUCCCAUGCUCGAGAGCUUCCACAAGGGUCAGCUCGGUCGUGUGGCCGUCAUUGGUGGUAGCGAGGAUUACACCGGUGCCCCCUACUUCUCUGGUAUGGCUUCUGCAAAGCUCGGUGCCGACAUGUCACACGUCAUCUGUGAGCCUGGCGCCGGCCAGGUCAUCAAGACAUAUUCUCCCAACCUGAUGGUUCACCCAUACAUGCGUCAAAGCAAGAACAUGCAAGAGGGCGAGACCAUUGACAGUGUCUCGAAGACUGUCACCGACAUGCUGUCCCGCCUCCACGUCGUUGUCAUUGGCCCUGGUCUUGGGCGUGAUGAGGCUAUGCAAGAGACUUGUGCUCGUGUCAUCCAAGAGGCUCGCAAGCAGGGAAUCCCGUUCAUCGUCGACGCUGAUGGUCUGUUCAUCAUCCAAAACAGACCUGAGCUGGUCGAGGGCUGCACAGAAUGUAUCCUCACACCCAACGUUGUCGAAUUCGGCCGUCUCGCAAAGUCAAAGGGCAUCGACGCCAGCGGCGACCCAACAAAACUGUGUGAAGAGUUGGCAAAGGCAUUUGGCGGUCCCACCAUCAUCCAAAAGGGAGCCAAGGACUACAUCUCCAACGGAAAGGUCACACUCGUCAACGACAACGAGGGCGGUCUCAAGCGCUCAGGAGGUCAAGGCGACACCCUCACCGGUUCCCUCGCCACCCUCAUGGCGUACAGGAAAGCCUACCACGACAAGAUCUGGGACCACGAGGACGACCUUUCAGAGUCCGAGACUCUUGCUCUCGUCGCUUUCGGUGGCAGUGCCAUCACCAGAGAGUGCUCGCGUCUCGCAUACAAGGAGAAGGGUCGUUCGCUGCAGGCCGGUGACUUGACCGAGCAUGUCCACACUGCUUUCCUCAACACUAUUGGCGAAAAGACGAAGAUCUGA
This is a messenger RNA of Aureobasidium subglaciale EXF-2481, 960 nucleotides long. RefSeq lists its product as uncharacterized. The record is from RefSeq and is a predicted model, not a curated record. The transcript is spliced from 2 exons. Gene Ontology annotation, molecular function: ATP-dependent NAD(P)H-hydrate dehydratase activity. Bases 1 to 960 code for a protein of 319 amino acids. Gene Ontology annotation, biological process: metabolite repair. NCBI's taxonomy places the organism in Eukaryota, Fungi, Ascomycota, Dothideomycetes, Dothideales, Saccotheciaceae.